CAAAGGAAGUUUUAGAGGGAGGAAAAGCCGCUCUGGCUUUAGUCAAAGAUGCGUUUGAUGUGGCGCAGACCACAAAAACGCUGGCAGACAUAACAAAGAAGAUUGCGCAGGGCAUGAGCAUGUUGCCGAGUGCUUUAGGUCUGAUGUUCUCCUUUGUCAACAUCAUCUUGGCCUUCAUUCCUCAGGAGAGCCCCACAGACCAGCUGCAGGCUGAUCUGGAUGAGGUGAACAGGAAGCUGGACUCUCUCUCCAUGGAGAUCUCCAACCUGGCAACGGAUGUGGAAUGGCACAACUACGCCAGUGUCUACUCUCAGGACGAGGUCCGCAUCCUCAAUGCCUGGAAGAACUUCAAUGACAUCCUCAAGAUUUCAAUGUCAGCACAGAGCGAGGAGCAAAAGAUCCGUCUGGCUGAGAUGUUCACCACCUUCUAUGAGAACACGGCCACUGAAGGCAGCGUGGCCAGCCUCUACCACUACCUGACCGUCAGGGGCACGUCUCUCAGCAAGAACCUGCUCGACAUCCUGACCAGGAAGUCUAAAUGUAGCAUUACUGACAUAGGCAUGUACAGCAUCUAUUUCAACAGCCUGAUGUAUAGGGGGAUGUUCCUCAACCAGGUCUACUGGAGUCUGAUGGGUUUCAACCUGUCAGUCAAGGCAGCUGAAUACACCUCAAUGAUGAAAAAAAUCGUCAAUGCUGAGAAAGAAGCUGUGAACAAUUGCAAGAGCAAGUAUGAGGAGUACAUGAAGAAGGAGGUGGUGGAUAUCAGCAAAAAACACAGCAACAGUGACAAAGAAGAAAUUGCUAGACAGAUAAAAUGGGCAUUGGACAAGAAGUACUUCUGGUAUGAAUGGGUGGUGGUGGUGUAUGACACAAAGCAGAAGUACCCUGAUGAAACUUAUGGUUUCACUGUAAUCCCAAUGGAGAAGAUCACCGUCGCCAUGCAGUUUGAGUCCAACCAAUGGGUGUGUGAAUGUCCAGACGGUUACGAUGGAUACACAUGUGAGAAAAAAAUUCCAACCUUCAGUCAGGACAUCAAGAAAUUUGUGUCUGAACCUCUGCCUGCCAUCAGCACCAUGGACGCCAAGCUGAAUAAAGUCAGUGACACAGUGAGCACCUUGAAGGAAUCUCUUGAUAAGAUUUACUCACUCCUGCAGCAGAAUGGCUGA
Myripristis murdjan (pinecone soldierfish) is the source of this 1166-nucleotide messenger RNA. RefSeq names its product SE-cephalotoxin-like. Bases 114 to 1166 code for a protein of 350 amino acids. NCBI's taxonomy places the organism in Eukaryota, Metazoa, Chordata, Actinopteri, Holocentriformes, Holocentridae. The transcript has 2 exons. The record is from RefSeq and is a predicted model, not a curated record.